AUGGCGGCGCACCUCGCGCCGCCGCCGCAGGCCGCCGCCGCCCCCGGCGCCGGGGGCGGCCUCGGGCUGGCGCUCUACACCAUGAGCUCCGUCCUCGUGUUCGCCAUGUGGGCGCUCGUCGCCGCCGUGCCCUGCCAGGACAGGGCCUCCGCGGCCGCCCCCGUCGCGCCGGCCAAGCAGGCGCAGUGGGCGGCGCCCAUGACGGCCAUCCAGGAGCGGAUCGUGGAGGAGUCGAGGCGGAGGGACAAGAAGGGGUCGUCCUCCGGGGCGUCCUCGCCGGCGUCCGCGGGGCUCCUCGCCGAGAUGCAGGCCGUGGAGCGCGCCGCGCGGGAGCUCAACAGCCUGCUCGAGGAGAUCGCCGAGGAGGAGGACGAGGCCGCGGAGGUGGAGGCCCCGGCGUCCAUCAGCGAGGAGCGCGCCGGAGACGUCGUGGAGCGCGCAGAGGCGCUGGCCGGCGCGUGCCGGGCGCUGGAGGACGGCCUCGCGCCGCUGGAGCGGCAGGUGCGCGCCGUGUUCCACCGCGUCGUGGCCAGCCGCGCCGAGGUCGUGCGGUGCAUGGAGCACAGCGCGCGCAGCACCGCCGGGUCCGCCUCCGGCCCGCCGGCGCAGCAGCCCCAUUCCUUCUGA
Triticum turgidum subsp. durum (durum wheat) is the source of this 627-nucleotide messenger RNA. The record is from the annotation of a GenBank genome assembly. Lineage: Eukaryota; Viridiplantae; Streptophyta; Magnoliopsida; Poales; Poaceae.